GGGAGCUGGGGAAAUGGGGACAGAGACCUGCUCUUUUUCUCUUUUUUCUUUUUCAUUUUAUGAAACAAAUAAAAAAACAGAGACUAAGAUCUUGAUUUUGAUUGGGUGAGAGUUAAAUAUACUCUCUUUUUCCUUUUAUUCAUUUUCUUCUGUGGAGAAAGUGGGAAGGAAGCUUGCCAUUUGUUUCCUUUAUGUCUAGAUCGAGAUCAAGGCUGUCAGAUUGUGCCUCCAUCCAUGGCCAAAUCUAAGGUCAGAGAAAGAGAAAAAGAAGAAGCAGAAGCAGAGGAGGUUGGUGGUGUUAUAUCAAGCCCAGCCAAAAUCCCACACGCUUGCCAUUUUGUCUGUGGGUCUAACAGCACCUACUAUUUCUUCACCACCUCCAUCUCUUUCUUGUUUUUCUCUUUCUUCUCCUUCUCCGAGGCUUCUCGCUCCAUCCCAACACCCACUCUCUCUUCCUCUUCUUCUGCUACUACUUAUACCACUGCUUCUACUUCAAAAACCCACCACGUUGACUACACCAUUAUCAUAAUUCUCAGUGUCUCCUCUGCUGCCUUCCUCGCAUUUCUCCUUGUUUCAGCCAUGGCUGUGCUCAGGUGCUUCGGCUUCAAACUAAAACGCAAGCAAACCCGCGUCACUUCUAACAGUCUUAGCAGUCUUGAAGGCAUCAGCCACGAGCCUCUUGAUCAGAAGGAUGAUAUGGCGGGUGAAAGUGGGAAUUUUUCUGUGAGGAAGUUGAGUUGGGAUGAGAUUGAAAGAUCCACCAACAAUUUUUGUAAGGUGAUCGGAUCUGGAGGGUACAGCAAUGUCUACUUGGCUCGUAAACCAUCUGGGUUUUGGGCAAUUAAGAUUAACAAUGGCAGCGAACGCCUCAAUCAAGUUUUCAAGCAAGAACUCGAUAUCCUCCUCCACCUUCAGCAUCCCCACAUCGUCAAGCUUCUCGGCUACUGCGAUAAACAAGAGGAGGGUGCUCUGGUUUUUGAGUACGUUGCCAAUGGAAACCUACAAGACAAGCUUCACGGCGGAGAAUCAAGCCCCGUGCUGCCAUGGAGGAACCGCAUGGCGAUCGCCUUCCAAAUCGCACAGGCAUUAGAGUACCUCCACGAGAAAUGCCCUCUUCAGAUCGUUCACAUGGACAUCAAAGCCUCCAACAUCUUGCUCGACCAAGAUCUCAAUUGCAAGCUCUGCGAUUUCGGGUCGGCGAAGAUGGGGUUUUCCUCGACGGUCCGGCCGCCGUCGUCGUCGAUGAAAAGUCACGUGUUGACGAUGAUGGGCUCGCCCGGGUACACCGACCCGCACUACCUCCGAACCGGGAUCGCCUCCAAGAAAAACGAUGUCUACAGCUUCGGCGUUUUGGUUCUGGAACUUGUGACGGGCAUGGAAGCCUUCUGCUCGGAAAAGGGCCAGUUUUUGACGUCGAUGGUGGGGCCCAGGCUGAAGGACGGCGGAGGUAACGUGGCGGAGGCGGCGAGGAUGGUGGACCCGCGGCUGGGCGCGGCGGGGUUUGACGUUGAAGAAGCCAAGACUAUGCUUUCGGUUUCGGCCAUGUGCUUGCGGCAGUCACCGACACUGAGGCCUUCGGCUGCUCAGAUAUUGCAGACAAUUCAUGAGAAAAUUCCAUCUGUUUCGUUUCUACAGUCGCACCAGAAACAAAUCAUAUACUAAUUGAGUGAUUUGAUUGAUUGAUGGAUUGAUGGAUUGAUGGAUCGAUCCCAACCGUCGAUUUGGACGACCUUGGUGAAUUGGUUGUAUAGAAAUGUAGAAAUUGGUGUCUGGUUUUAUUUUGUUUUAGUGUAAAAGAAAGUUUUAAUAAUGAUUCUGAUGUAAAUUUGCAUUCACCAAAUUUGUAAGGGAAAAUGAAAGAUUAUAUACACAAGAUCAUAUGUUUAUUUUGCUGCUUUUU
Prunus persica (peach) is the source of this 1900-nucleotide messenger RNA. RefSeq names its product probable receptor-like protein kinase At4g10390. Gene Ontology annotation, biological process: protein phosphorylation. The transcript is spliced from 2 exons. Lineage: Eukaryota; Viridiplantae; Streptophyta; Magnoliopsida; Rosales; Rosaceae. Bases 235 to 1662 code for a protein of 475 amino acids. Gene Ontology annotation, molecular function: protein kinase activity; ATP binding. The record is from RefSeq and is a predicted model, not a curated record. Gene Ontology annotation, cellular component: plasma membrane.